AUGGCGGCGGUGCUGGCGGUGCUGGCGCCGCUGCUGGCUCUGGGCCGGGCCGGGCCGGGCGGUACCGGGGGUCCCGCUGCCCGCGUCGAGGUGGCGGUGGCCGGGCCGGGACCCGGGGCGGCGGAGGGGCCCGGCGGCUCCUACACCCUGCGAGGGGCCCUGCUGGGUGCCGGGGGCGGCCGGGACCGGGGGGUAACGCGGAGGGAGGAGGAGGAGAUCAGAGGCCGGCUGGUGCUGGUGGGAGACACGGAGCCCGAGCUGGGUGCUGCUGACACCUGGAUCGGGGUGGUACCGGUGGGCCAGGACCAGACCGAGGGUCCCCACGAGGAGUCCUUCACCACCACUGUUGUCAGCAAGAUGAAGAGAGCCCUGGUGCUGGGUGCUUCGGCCCUGCUCAUCCUCGCCCUCAACCAGAAUGCCAUCCGGGAGGUGGAUGUUUCCCAGCUGCUUGCCAAGCCUGUGAUUGUCAUCCAGUCCUCAGACAAUGUCACCAAGCUGCUGGGAGCACUGCUGAGGGGGCUCCGGGCCACUGCAAAGAUCACCUACCAGGCAGUGCUGCUGGAGAACCUGGGCGUCACCCUCACCCUCUGGUCAACCUGUGGCCUCUCCCGAGGGGGUCUCUACGGGGAGUGGCAGGGGGUCAUCUGCACAGGGGAGAACAGCUCCCAGGUCCAGAAAUACCUUCAGCAGCUGUGGAACACCAUCCUGCUGAUCGCUCUGCUCCUCUGCACCGGCGUCAUGGUGCAGGCUCAGCGGCAGUCGCGGCAAGAGCCGUCGGAGCGAGACACCGAGCUGGACCUGAAGCAGCACAUCCUGCAGAGGCUGUCAGCACUGCGGACCCGGCGGUACCACCCGGGGAAGGCGCCGCGGAGCCGCCCCUGUGAGAUCGACAGCUGUGCUGUGUGCUUGGAGCACUUCCACAAGAGCCAGUGGCUGCGGGUGCUCCCCUGCUCCCACGAAUUCCACAGGGAUUGUGUGGAUCCCUGGCUCCUGCUGCAGCAGACCUGCCCUCUCUGCAAGCACAACAUCCUGGGAAACUGCUGCCCAGAGAGCUAGCCAGCCCGAGGGACACACUCUGGGGACAGAGCCAUCACUGCUCCAGGGAGAGGGAGGGGUCUGGAGCAGCUCUACCUGUGCCUGGCACUUCAGAGAGCAAAGGAUCUCAGGGCUCUCCCUGCUGGGCCUGAGUAGAGGGGUGGGGGGGCUGUAUGGCCAGUGCUGGGGGGCCAGGAAAGGAAGUUAUGGGGGCACCCAUGGGUGUGAUGGGGCUGGAGGCAGGGAGAGCCCCCUCCCCCUGCCUGUACUCAUUUUUUAAAGUCUCUUUAGUUUUUUUCUAUUUGCUGCUGGGGGGUAGGGGCUCCAGCACCUUAUUUAUACUAACUUAUUAGAAAGGACAGCACAAGGUGGCUGCAGAGACCAAGCAUGGGGCUCGUUGGCCUGGCCACAGGUGCCAUGGUGGCCAGGGACACACCAGGAGCCCUGACAGCUCCUGUCCUGCACAUCACAGGUGUCUAUUAAACACAGAGUGAGAA
Molecule: messenger RNA, 1532 nt
Organism: Calypte anna (Anna's hummingbird)
Lineage: Eukaryota; Metazoa; Chordata; Aves; Apodiformes; Trochilidae
Gene: RNF215
Product: ring finger protein 215
Exons: 10
Coding region: 1-1056 (351 amino acids)
Biological process (GO): negative regulation of canonical Wnt signaling pathway; ubiquitin-dependent protein catabolic process; Wnt receptor catabolic process
Molecular function (GO): frizzled binding; ubiquitin protein ligase activity
Source: RefSeq, a predicted model, not a curated record